Molecule: messenger RNA, 267 nt
Organism: Paecilomyces variotii
Lineage: Eukaryota; Fungi; Ascomycota; Eurotiomycetes; Eurotiales; Thermoascaceae
Exons: 2
Coding region: 1-267 (88 amino acids)
Source: RefSeq, a predicted model, not a curated record
AUGGCUGCACCGCGCCUUAAUCCCGCUGCAGUGGGCACUACGUAUCUCGAUAUCCCUAGCAUAGCCGCGGAGAUUCACGCAUUGGAUUCGAACAGUUCAGAAGGACACGUCAAUGGGGUCUGGAACUCCAUUCUCAAUUGGGUUUUCGAUCCAGUUGACGGGUACAUCACCCGUCCGCAGGACAUGCAUACACAGUAUGGUGGUACACAUGGCUUUCCCACUUCCAUACGCUCCAGUGGCGGGGAGGCCGUCGUGUGCAUUUUUUAA